Trifolium pratense (red clover) is the source of this 2682-nucleotide messenger RNA. Its product is annotated as linoleate 9S-lipoxygenase-like. The transcript is spliced from 9 exons. The record is from RefSeq and is a predicted model, not a curated record. Gene Ontology annotation, molecular function: metal ion binding; oxidoreductase activity, acting on single donors with incorporation of molecular oxygen, incorporation of two atoms of oxygen; protein binding. Gene Ontology annotation, biological process: lipid oxidation. NCBI's taxonomy places the organism in Eukaryota, Viridiplantae, Streptophyta, Magnoliopsida, Fabales, Fabaceae. The coding region runs from base 77 to 2530 and encodes 817 amino acids.
AAAACACAAGCUUUCUUUGAUAUGUUAAAGAUAGAGUACCACACUAAUUUGUUUAAGAAACAUUAAAUUAGUUAAGAUGAGUAUCAAUGGUAGAGACCAUACACUAAAGGGAAUUGUGGUUUUGAUGCACAAGAAUGUGUUGAACAUCGAUGUUGUUGAUGAUAUUGCUGACAAUGAAGGUGAUACCGUUCCUCCUUCCUUCUUGGAUAAUUCUAUUGCUCUCAAGUUGAUUAGUGCUUCUAAAACUGAUGGGACUGGAAAAGGAAAAGUGGGAGAGAAAACAUAUUUGGGAGGUCUUGUCACCUCCAUACCAACUUUGGAAGACAAACAAUCUGCUUUCAGUAUUAAUUUUGAAUGGCAUAGUCUUGACAUGGGAAUUCCAGGAGCGUUUUAUAUCGAGAAUUUCAUGCAAGAUGAAUUCUUCCUUGUGAGCUUGUCCCUUGAAGAUGUUCCCAACCAUGGAACAAUCAACUUUGUUUGCAAUUCAUGGAUUUACAAUACUGAAAAAUACAUAACAGACCGCAUCUUCUUUACCAACAAGACAUACCUUCCAAGUGAAAUGCCAGCUCCAUUACUGUACUACAGAUAUGAAGAAUUGAAGACUUUAAGAGGAGAUGGAACCGGAGAACGCCAAGUAUGGGAAAGAAUAUAUGAUUAUGAUGUCUACAAUGAUUUGGGUGAGCCAGAUAAAAAUGCUGCCUUGGCUCGUCCGGUUCUUGGAGGAUCAAGCACAUUGCCUUACCCUCGAAGGUGCAGAACAGGCAGACAACCAACUCAGACAGAUCCAAACACUGAGAGUAGGAGUGGCUAUGUUUACAUUCCAAGAGACGAAUUACUUGGUCAUGUUAAAUCUUCGGACUUUCUUACGAAUAGACUCAACUUAGCAUCUCAAUAUGCAACACCUCAAUUAAGAUCUCUAGUUACAUCAAAACGCAAUCAUGAGUUUGAUACCUUUGAAGAUGUGCUCUCGCUUUUCCCGGACAAGUUUCCACUGCCAUUAUUGCUUCAAGUGGAUAAUUCUGCAUGGAUGGAUGAUGAGGAAUUUGCAAGAGAGAUGAUUGCUGGUGUAAAUCCAAACGUCAUAACAAAACUUCAGGAGUUUCCACCACAGAGCAAAUUAGAUAGCCAACUCUAUGGUGAUAAUACAAGCACAAUAACCAAAGAAAACUUGGAGCCAAACAUGGAUGGAGUGACAGUAGAACAGGCUAUCCAAGAAAAUAGACUCUACAUACUUGAUCAUCAUGAUGCAUUCUAUCCAUCUUUGAGGAAAGUAAAUGCAACUGAUGCAAAGGCCUAUGCUACAAGGACCAUUCUAUUUUUGCAAACUGAUGGAACUUUGAAGCCAUUGGCCAUUGAACUAAGUACACCAAAUCCUAAUGGUGAUAGUUUUGGUCCUAUUAGUAAGGUUUACACCCCUGAAAGUGAAGGUGUUGAAGCUUCAAUUUGGCUCCUUGCUAAGGCUUAUGUUAUUGUAAAUGACGCCAAUUAUCAUGAACUUAUCAGCCAUUGGUUGCACACUCAUGCUACUGUCGAGCCAUUCAUCAUAGCAACUAAUAGGAAUCUUAGUGUGGUUCAUCCUAUUUAUAAACUAUUACUUCCACAUUAUCGUAACACAAUGAACAUAAAUGCCAAUGCAAGAAAUGUCUUGAUCAACGCAGACGGUAUUAUAGAAAGAGCAUACUUAUUGGAAAGUAUUACAUUGCAAUUGUCUGCUGAUGUUUACAAGGAUUGGGUUUUCACCGAACAAGGACUACCUAAUGAUCUAAUCAAAAGAGGAGUGGCUGUUGAGGAUCCAGCUUCACAACACGGCAUUCGUCUUUUGAUAGAGGAUUAUCCUUAUGCUUCUGAUGGACUAGAGAUAUGGGCUGCUAUUAAGUCUUGGGUUGAAGAAUAUGUGAUUUUCUAUUACAAGUCAGAUGCAGAUAUUGUACAAGAUUCUGAACUCCAAGCAUUCUGGAAAGAACUUGUAGAAGUAGGCCAUGGUGACAUGAAGAAUGCUACAUGGUGGUUUAAGAUGCAAACUCGUGCAGAGUUGAUUGAAGCUAGCACCAUCCUCAUAUGGAUUGCUUCAGUACUUCAUGCAUCUGUUAACUUUGGACAAUAUCCUUACGGAGGAUACAUCCUUAACCGGCCAACUAAAAGCAUGAGAUUCAUGCCGGAGAAAGGAUCCCCUGAGUAUGAUGACCUUGCUAACGACUAUCAACAGACAUAUUUGAGGACAAUCACACCAAAGAAAGAAUCUAUUUUGAACAUGACCGUUUUGGAGGUAUUGUCAACACAUGUUUCUGAUGAGCAAUACCUCGGACAAAGAAUCGAAGGUGGUCUUUGGACUACUGAUUCAGUACCGAUUGAAGCCUACAAUAAGUUUGGAAGGAAGUUGGCUGAAAUUGAGCAAAAUCUCAUUGAAAAGAACAAUGAUAAGUCAUUGAGAAAUAGGUAUGGGCCUGUUAAUAUGCCAUACACUCUGCUUUAUCCUUCUAGUGAAGAAGGAUUGACUUUCAGAGGAAUUCCCAAUAGUAUCUCAAUCUAAAAAGUGUCAUCAUGGUUGCUUUGAAUAACAUAUGAGAAGGAAUUCAAUUCUCUCACCCCUUAUGUAUGGUCAUGUUUUUAUGUAUGUUAUGUUUGUUUAAUUGCUAUAAUGUCUUUCAUCAAUAAUAAAAGCUUUUAUGUUUGUACCUUAUA